GAUUAAACCGAUCGAGAAAUGUGCGCGGUGUUAAUUUAAUACGAUACUCACGAUUGCGAGAUUAAUGUUUAGACGGUUAAAGUGUGCAAAGUGUAUUUUUUGCAGAAAUGAAGAACAACAACAGCUCUCUGUACGCGGAAAUGCGGGGUAACGGCGCGUCGUGAUUGGUUGUCGUGCGCGUGCACUUCCGGAAACAGCCCGGGUUGCUUCCGGUCUGCGCUCAGUCAGUUUAUUAUCAUACCGUUGCUGGUGUUUGCUGAAUAGAUUUGAGGAUAACAUCUAUAAAAUGUUAUAUUUUUGUUACGUGUUUUAGGCCAUGAGGUAAGUUUUGGAGAUAAAGUGGGUGCCAUGCAAAGACGUCACAGCAGCAACACAGAGGGCAUGCCUCCAGAAAGGAACAGGAGUCAAACUCUCGGUUCUGAGAGUAGUCUCGAUGAAGGAGGGGUGUUUGACUGUUUAAAGCCAAACUCUCCUACAUCCCCUCAUCAGCAGCUCUUCUCUGGACUGGUGGGAGUCUCUGCUGGAAACGUGUCUUCGACUCCCUUCCAGGCUGCUGGGAUUGUUCUUGGCUCUCCCCCAGAUGUCUUUAUCCAGAUGGCAUCUUCAUCCAGGGAUGAAGGCUCUCAUCGGACCGAAAACCCACCUUAUCUUCCUCGGCCUCCUCAGCAUCAUCAUCAUCAUCACCAUCAUCAUCACUCCGGCCAACACCGCUCCUCUCUCCUGCAUGUGGCCACCUCUUCUGAGAGGCAUGGGAGUAGAGACGAUGGGGGAGAUGAUACCUCCACCCCUGCCCCUGCUUUCUCUGAACUUAAAUCUGUGGUCACGUGGCUACAGAGAGGAUUUCCAUUCAUCCUCAUUCUCCUCACUAAAGUCUGCUUCCAGCACAAGCUUGGGAUUGCCAUUUGCAUUGGAAUGAUCAGCACAUUUGCGUUUGCUAACUCGACCCUGAAGCACCAGGUUGCGCUGCGGGAGGAGAGGUCUGUGUUUACAACUUUCUGGAUUAUGAUCUUUCUUGCUGGCAACAUUGCUUAUCUGUACUAUACUUUCAGCCCUGAACAACUUCACAAGAGCCUUAUUUUUGCCAAGCCGAAUAUCAACAGUUUUAAUUUCUUUGACCUGAUCUGGGCUGUUGGAAUAACAGAUUUUGUGCUGAAAUAUUUCACCAUCGAGCUCAAAUGCCUGAUACUGUUUCUGCCCAAAAUGAUUCUCGCUUUCAAGUCAAGGGGAAAGUUUUAUCUGUUGAUAGAGGAGCUAAGUCAGCUUUUCAGAGCUUUGGUCCCCAUCCAGCUGUGGUACAAGUACAUCAUGGGCGAAGAUCCUUCCAGCAGUUACUUCCUCGGGGCGAUGCUGAUUAUCAUCUAUAGUCUGUGCAAGUCGUUUGAUCUUUGUGGAAGAAUAUCUGGCAUUCGAAAAGCAUGUGUUAUUCUCUGCAGCUCACAGAGUUAUGGUACGAGAGCCAGUACUCAGCAGUGCAAUGAGGCAGGGGAUGUGUGUGCAAUCUGCCAAGCCGAAUUCAAAGAGCCAGUUGCCCUGCAUUGUCAGCACGUGUUCUGUGAAGAGUGCUUAUGUCUGUGGUUCGACCGUGAGAGAACGUGCCCACUUUGUCGGUCAGCAGUGGUGGAAACGCUUCGUAACUGGAAGGAUGGGACCACAUCUGCCCACUUUCAAAUCUACUGACCAGUCAGAAAACAAAGAUGGUGUGAUCCAUUUUAAACAUGUAACCAUGCCUAAAAUAUUCCAACAUUCCCAUCAAUGUUAAAGAGAAAGUUCACCUAAAAAUAAAAAUUCUGUCAUCAUUUUUUUAUCCUCAUGUUUUUUUUUAAUCUGUAAUUUCUUUUUUUGUAAUGAACACAAAAGAAGAUAUUUUAAGAAAUGAUGGUAAGCACACAGUUGACAGUACCCAUUGACUUCCAUAGUAGGAAAACAAAUAUUAUGGAAGUACUGCGAUAAAUGAUGGUAAGCACACAGCUGCUGUAACCAUUGACUUCCAUAGUAGGAAAAUCAAAUACGAUGGAAGUAUCCUGAUAAAUGAUGAAUAUAUUUUGAUAAAUGAUGGUAAGCACACAGUUGACGGCACCCAUUGAAUUCCAUCAUAUUUGUUUUUCCUACUAUGGAAGUCAAUGGGUACAAUCAGCUGUGUGCUUACCAUCAUUUAUCAAAAUAUCUUAUUCUGUGUUUAUAAAAAAAAGACAUUCAUACAGAUUAAGAACAACGUGAGAGUGAGAAAAUGAUGACAGAAUUUUCAUUUUUGGGUGAACUAUUUCUUUAAAAAUUACAAACGCAGUUUAAAAGCAUGGUAUAUAAUUGUAUAUUCAAUUCCUGUUUAAUAAUGUGUUUUUUAUCAAGCAAUUAAAUUGAACUAACUCUGUGGUUCCCAAACUGGGGGGAGAUGGUGCCCCAGUUUUAUGACAUUUCAUAAAAUACAUACAUUUAUCAUAAAUAAUCGAACCUUAUAAUAAUAUAGUUACAAACCAACAGCAUUGUAUAACUUGCUAUGUUUUGUUUAAUUCAAAUCUUAAGGUUGAUAUUGUUUUAUGUCAUAAUUUUUUGGGGGCGGGCGCACAAAGGGAUGCAUCCUACACAAGGGGGGCCACACGCCAAAAAGUUUGAGAACCACUGAACUAAAAGAGUUGAUAGUUUUCAUUCUGUUUUAUUCUUGAAUGAGUAAUUUAAGUGUCUUAUAAAAUUUUAUAAAUAAAGAUGGCAAGAAUAUAAAAAAU
This is a messenger RNA of Paramisgurnus dabryanus, 2720 nucleotides long. It is a transcript of the gene rnft2, whose product is annotated as ring finger protein, transmembrane 2. Gene Ontology annotation, biological process: positive regulation of ERAD pathway. Gene Ontology annotation, molecular function: ubiquitin protein ligase activity. The record is from RefSeq and is a predicted model, not a curated record. Lineage: Eukaryota; Metazoa; Chordata; Actinopteri; Cypriniformes; Cobitidae.